UGGUGCUGCUGCUGUUGCUGCUGUUGCUGCUUGGCUAACACACACAUAUGUCCUCCAAUCUGAACUUCUUUGAGCCACACCGUUUCAUUUGGUGCUAUCAGGGCUGAUGAGAGCCACUCGUCCUUCUGGGUCUGCUGCAGCUGCUGUGUGAGAGACACAGUCGAGCCGUGAAGGCAUGUCUUUGUCCUGUUGGCGUCGCUUUGUUAACCAGCGACCAGAGUCCAGUGAAUUUUAAACGUUCAUGCUUGUGUAAUGGUUAUAUCAACAUGAUAUCCAUAUGGAUGUCAGUGAUUGUCAUGCUGGUGGCAUUUGUGAAUGGAGCGAGGAAUGAGGAUGUCAUACAACCAUGUGCGAACAUCCGGACGUCCAGCUCAGUGGUGCCUUUGGGGUCACCUGUCACAGCCACCUGUGUCAUCAGAGAAGACUGCCUUCCCGUCAGUGGACAAGCUGUUCAUAUAGAGUGGCGCCUUGACGAUCGCUUUAUUCCCAGCAGCCCUGUGGCCAGCGAGAGCGGCGGGAUUUCUGAGGUUGUUAUACCAAGCUUCAAUCACACCAGGGCUUUCCUCACCUGCUGUUUACAGGCCUCUCCCGUUCAAGUAGCAGGAGGAGUGGAGAUCAGAGCUGGAUAUCCACCAGAAUCACCAAAAAACCUCAGCUGUCAGACAAACCUCACUACCUCUAACACCCUGACCUGUAGCUGGGACGCUGGGCAGCUGGAGACGCACCUCCUCACACAGUACACCCUCCACACCAAGAUAUGGGAUUCAAACAGGAACUAUACUUACAAGCUACCAACAGGAGUCCACCAUUAUACCAUCCCUCGUUCUGACUUUGUCCUGUUCUCUGAAAUGGAAAUAUAUGUGGAGGCGGUGAAUGAACUUGGAGAGGCAGUUUCAGUACCCAUCAUUUUGGAACCUGUCAGUGCAACCAAGUUUGACCCACCAAAGAUUCUAAAGGUUGAAGCUGUGCCCAAAAGGUACGGCUGCCUAAAGCUGAGCUGGAGCUUAUCGCAUCACCAGGCCUGGAUACGUAACUUCCGCCUGAACCUGGAGGUCCAAUUUAAGACUGCUGACAGUAGUCAAUGGAGUGAGCAACCAAUCCUGGUGAGCCGGAUUAAACCAACCAGACCUGUGGACCAGUGUCGCCUGCUCCAUGGGACUCAGUAUUUUGCCCAGAUUAGAGUCAGAUACCAGCAGAGUCCCUGGAGUGAAUGGAGCAGCAGCCAGUCUGGAGUCACCUUGGAGAGUGCUCCCACUGGACGCCUAGACUCGUGGGUGAAACUAUCGGGGGAUCACAUGCACAAACAAAUCAACAUACACUUGUUUUGGAAGCCAUCAAAACAAUUCCGCCCCAACAGCCGAAAUGUGUCAUAUAUCGUCUCAGUGCAAAAACUGCCAGGUGUAAAGGGAAAGGUGUGCUCUUCAAUGGGGAAUUACUGUACUUUCCAACUUCCCAGGAAAGCAAAGAAAGUGUAUCUGAGUGCUGUAAAUGCAGCAGGGAAAUCCUCCCCCAAUGAAGUUCGGAUUUACCAACCCAAAGCUCUUAAGGUGAUAUCAGACAUCACAGCUACUCCUCGCGAUGACCGAGCCCUUCUGGUCCAGUGGAAAAGCGUGGAUACAUCAAGCAUCAUUGGUUAUGUGGUUGAAUGGAGACCUUUGUUAAAAACAGACCUCUCCCUCACCCGGUUCGAAUUUGCAAACAGAAACGAAUCCAGCAUCAUUAUAACAGGAAGCUUUGAGCCCUACAAGCCCUAUGGAAUCUCUGUGUAUCCCAGGUUUAAGGAUGGGAUAGGCCUUCCUCAGACUGUUAAUGCCUACUCAAGACAAAAGGCUCCAUCCGUGGUUCCGAAAAUACGGAUUAAAAAGACUUGGAAGUCACAUAUUGAGCUUACCUGGGAUGAAAUACCAUUAGACCAAAGAAAUGGGAUUAUCCAGGGCUACAAAGUCUUCUACUGGGAUGAGAAGGGUCCCAUUAAUGUUGUGAGUGCUCACCCAAAAGAGAGAAGGGUGGUCCUGAAAGACCUCAACACUGUGUCUCUGUACGAAGCUUUCAUGAUGGUUAGCACGUUCGGUGGGAGCAUCAAUGGGUCAACAAUUCAUUUCGAAAUAGAGCCAUUUGAUGCCGUUACUGUUGUGAUGAUUGUAAUCGCGUCUGGUGUUGGAAUGUCAUUGUUGGUCAUUUUCAUAGUCAUGACUUGUUUCUCCAACCACAAGAGGCUGAAGGGACGCUUUUGGCCAGAUGUUCCUGAUCCAGCUAACAGCAGCAUCAAGAGAUGGACAUCAGAGUCAACACAGGAUACACAUCCUUCCUGGGACAAUGAUGAGCCCAAUCCAAUAUACCUGUCCCACCUCAGCUUCCUUGACCUCCCAAUGAAACUAAGCAAACAAGAGGAUGAUCUUUGGUUAAACAGUGCAGAGGACACCAGUGACCUGGGAGAUUCCAUUUGUGGUUCACCGUUCAUCCCUGGAUACUCUGGUUCAAACAGCUACUCUGUUCCUUAUGCCACUGUGAUCUUCUCCGGCCCAUGCAGAAGCCCUCCACCCAAAGAGCCUCAUGUCUACCUCCGCUCUGAGUCCACACAGCCGCUCCUGGAGGCUCAAGAAUCCUUCAGUCCAAAGUGCUACCAUAAUAUGGCAACUGAUGGGAUGCCGAGGGAGCAGUGUUUUUUUGGACCGUGCGAUGACUGUAUAGCAGAAGAAGGGGCAGACCCAGUCGUUCUUUGGGAUGACUUCCCUUUUCUACAAGCAUUAGCCUUGAAUGAUACUCAGAAUGACUAAAAGUUCUUCCCUGAUUAUAAGAAUAACUGCUUUGCAAGAUUUUCAUGUAGAUCUGAGUUUGUGAUAAGUUGAUCCAGCGUAGCACACAGCUGUAAAUACAUACUAGGUAUGCUAGGUUUGAUGCUAAAAAUCAUGUUGAUAUUUAAUGAUUAUAAUGUCCAUUUUUUAUCUGUACCAAACUUUGUAUAAAUGAUAUUGUUGUGUGUUAUAAACUCAUCAAGCACUUAA
Molecule: messenger RNA, 3005 nt
Organism: Seriola dumerili (greater amberjack)
Lineage: Eukaryota; Metazoa; Chordata; Actinopteri; Carangiformes; Carangidae
Gene: csf3r
Product: colony stimulating factor 3 receptor
Exons: 17
Coding region: 267-2777 (836 amino acids)
Biological process (GO): cytokine-mediated signaling pathway
Cellular component (GO): signaling receptor complex; external side of plasma membrane
Molecular function (GO): cytokine receptor activity; cytokine binding
Source: RefSeq, a predicted model, not a curated record